AUGGGUCGUCGGGCGGCGGCGAUGGCUGCCGUGGCGGCGCUGCUGCUGUGCGCCGCGGCGUUGGGAGUAGGAGCGGAGGUGGUGGACGAGUUCGGGGGCGGGGCGUCCUUCAUCUUCGGGGACUCACUAGUAGACGCCGGUAACAACAACUACAUCCCGACGCUAUCCAGGGCCAACAUGACGCCCAACGGCAUCGACUUCGCGGCGACGGGCGGGACGCCCACGGGUCGGUUCACGAACGGGCGGACGAUCGCGGACAUCAUCGGCGAGAUGCUGGGGCAGGCGGACUACUCGCCGCCGUUCCUGGCGCCCAACACGAGCGGCGGCGCGAUCCUGAACGGCGUCAACUACGCGUCGGGCGGCGGCGGGAUCCUGAACGGCACGGGGAAGGUGUUCGUGAACCGGAUCGGGAUGGACCUGCAGGUGGACUACUUCAACAUCACCAGGCAGCAGCUGGACGCGCUGCUGGGGAGGGACAAGGCCAGGGAGUUUCUGAAGAAGAAGGCUAUCUUCUCCGUCACUGUUGGGUCUAAUGACUUCCUCAACAACUAUCUCAUGCCCGUGCUGUCUACUGGCACGAGGAUCCGUGAAUCGCCUGACGCCUUCGUCGACGACCUCAUCUUCCACCUCCGGGACCAGCUCACGAGGCUGCACACGCUGGACGCGCGCAAGUUCGUGGUGGCCAACGUGGGGCCGCUGGGUUGCAUCCCGUACCAGAAGACCAUCAACCGGGUGGGCGUGGACGAGUGCGUGAAGCUGCCCAACCAGCUGGCGGCGCAGUACAACGCACGGCUCAGGGAGCUCAUCAUCGAGCUCAACGGCAACCUCCCCGGCGCCAGGUUCUGCCUCGCCAACGUCUACGACCUCGUCAUGGAACUCAUCACAAACUACCCCAACUACGGGUUCGAGACGGCCAGCGUGGCGUGCUGCGGCAACGGCGGGUCGUACGACGGGCUGGUGCCGUGCGGGCCGACGACGAGCCUGUGCGACGACCGGGACAAGCACGUGUUCUGGGACCCCUACCACCCCAGCGAGGCCGCCAACGUGCUGCUCGCCAAGUACAUCGUCGACGGCGACGCCAAGUACAUCUCGCCCAUCAACCUCAGGAAGCUCUACUCCCUCUGA
Molecule: messenger RNA, 1125 nt
Organism: Miscanthus lutarioriparius
Lineage: Eukaryota; Viridiplantae; Streptophyta; Magnoliopsida; Poales; Poaceae
Source: the annotation of a GenBank genome assembly